AUGGAUCGUCUAAGAAGGCUGGAGCAGUUGAUCUCUAUCAGAGACGACUCAGAAAAUGACCCGGAUCAGUUACGUUCUAACCAUGAUUUGAACCCGACUCCGCCAAAGGAGAGAACUUGGGAGAUGUACAACUACUUCAUUGUCUGGUUUCAAAAUUCUCUCACAGUUACAGCAUGGAACACAGGCCCCUCCUUGGUGUUGUCGACAGGACUUGACUACCGCCAGGUCAUUUAUGCUUCUCUUAUUGCCAGCUUCUGGGCUGCUCUGAUGGUGACAGCCAGUGCUUGGCCCGGUGCGUCCUACCACAUUGGAUACCCUGUUCUGGCCAGAAGUGUGUUUGGUCCUAGACUUGCAAAGUUCUUUGUUUUGGCCCGUAUGUUUGUGGCUGCUAUGUGGUUCAGUGUCAAUACUUAUAACGGCGCAAUGUGCUUUGUUGUCUGCUUCCGCUGUGUUUUCGGCCAUCGCUUUGUGAAUCUCCAUAACGGCCUACCUGCCAGCGCUGACAUCACCACUGCCCAGAUGGUUGUCUUCUUGGUCUUUUGGCUGGGACAAUUUUCUCUUAUGUUUUUACAUCCACGUCAAAUCAGAUGGUUUUUCACGGUGAAGGGAUUUUUGAGUCCCAUCGCGUGCUUUGGAAUUUUUAUCUUCUGCAUGGUGAAGGCAGGCGGAGCUGGAAACUUUGAGAUCGAAAAAGGAACUUUCAACACUUCAACCGGAAACAAGUGGAUGUAUGUCUUCAAUUCUGUUGCUGGUGCGCUUUCUCCUAUGAUUGUGAAUCAGCCAGAUGUUGCUCGUUACGCUAAAAGAAAAUCUCAUGUGUUAAUUCCUCAGGCUGUUGGUGUGAUCCUCACCACCAUGCUCGUUCUGAUUUUGGGUAUGGCUUGCAACUCUGCAUUGAAAAAAGUUUAUGGCGAGUCUUACUGGAGUAUUUGGGAUAUGUUUAACGCAAUUCUGGAUCACGAGUGGUCCGCAAAAACCCGUACUGCCAUCUUCCUGUGCGCUUUGGUAUUCUCGCUCUCUGCUGCUGGUACUAACGUGUUUGCCAACUCCAUUCCGUUUGCUGCAGAUAUUGCCUUUUUGGUUCCUAGAUAUUUCUCUAUUGUCCGGGGGCAAAUCUUCAUUGGUUUGCUGACAUGGGCUCUGGUUCCAUGGAAAACAGUCAAUUCUGCUGAAACGCUCUUGAACUUCCUGAGUUCCUAUUCCAUCUUCAUGGGUCCGCUUCUGGGAUGCAUUCUCGCGGACUUUUUUGUGCUCAGAAAGGGCAACUUGCACGUUCCGUCUCUUUAUUCGGCCAAGCCAGGAUCACUGUACUGGAAAUGGCACGGUUGCAACAUGUGGGGAUUAUUCGCAUGGAUCAUUUCUCCGGUGAUUGCCCUCCCUGGGUUUGUCCGACUUUAUCACCCAAACAUUUUAAAUGAGACGGUGAGUGAUAUCUUCAACUGUGGUUGGCUGUACACGUUCCUCAUCGGGUUCACAACAUACAUCAUUCUUGGCCUCAUUUUCAAGCCAAAAAUAUAUCCAGACAACCAUGCUGAUACGCCAACCACCUUUGAAUAUAUGGUGCCGUAUAACGGAUUCUUUGAGGACGACGCUCCUAUAAAUGGAGUUGGCAAUCCAGCGGUCACACCUCCGGAAGCCAGCGAUGUGGAAAGCGGCAGGGUGGAGGAAAUCAAGGACGACCAGAUCCUUCUGCGCGAAAAAACCAUCGACUAG
Messenger RNA from Ogataea parapolymorpha DL-1, 1713 nucleotides. RefSeq names its product allantoin transport. Gene Ontology annotation, cellular component: plasma membrane. Lineage: Eukaryota; Fungi; Ascomycota; Pichiomycetes; Pichiales; Pichiaceae. Gene Ontology annotation, molecular function: nucleobase transmembrane transporter activity. The coding region runs from base 1 to 1713 and encodes 570 amino acids. The transcript has a single exon. Gene Ontology annotation, biological process: nucleobase transport; transmembrane transport. The record is from RefSeq and is a predicted model, not a curated record.